Messenger RNA from Marchantia polymorpha subsp. ruderalis, 2222 nucleotides. The record is from the annotation of a GenBank genome assembly. NCBI's taxonomy places the organism in Eukaryota, Viridiplantae, Streptophyta, Marchantiopsida, Marchantiales, Marchantiaceae.
CCUCCGAGAGCACGGAUGCAUCCCAUUGACUGGACCUAGGCCCGACUCGAAUCCUUCGAUAUCCAAGCGACAGAUCAGAAUCUAUGUUUUCCUGUCGGUCCGAGCUGUAAAGCGCUCUCUGACCAACUGAAAGGUCGAUCCUUCUGAGCCUGGCUGCGCUUGCCACAGAGUGAAUGAAUCACAGAUUUGCUCGUUCCAGUAGACUUGGCAGUCAGUGAUCUCCAUCAGAGAGUGCAGUGCUGUGAUGACUAUGGGAGGCGCUUCUCUGGGGCAAGGAUGGGGGCAGGGUGAUCUCCCUUCUUCAGUUCGUCCUGCAGGUGAAGAAAGCGGGGAGAUGGAUCCGUCUUCAACUGAGAUGGUGGCUCUAGAAGCGGGAGGCGGCGGAAAGUUAAGCGCGGACGAACUGGAGAUGGCGGAGCGGGAGGCAUUUCUGACAAGAGGCUGGAGGCAAGCGAAUUUUGCACCUUCUCUCGUGGAAGUUCACUCUUCUGUGAAAUGGCCUGAGGCCGGAUCCCCUUGGUACAAGAAGGUUCUCGCUCUUGUCGGGCUCGGAUUCAUGAUAAGCGUUGCUUACAUGGAUCCUGGAAACUGGGCCACGGACCUGGAAGGAGGUGCGAAGUAUGGCUACACUCUUCUGACCGUCAUUCUGCUCUCCAACCUGUGCGCCAUCUUCCUCCAGUCGCUGUCUCUGAAACUCGGAGUGGUGGCCGAGCGAGACUUGGCUCAAGCGUGCCGAGAUGCAUACCCCAAGCAUGUCGUCUACUUCCUCUGGGUAAUCAUCGAGAUUGCCAUUGCUGCCACCGAUCUUGCUGAGGUGAUCGGCUCCGCCACAGCUCUCUAUCUUCUGUUCAAAAUCCCCAUCUGGGCCGGGGUGCUCAUAACAGCCGUGGACACAUUGUUUAUCCUCAUCUUUGGAAUCAAAAGCUUCAGGUUUCUGGAGUUCAUCGUGGGUGGCAUGGCAUUCCUGAUAGCAGGCAUUUUCGCUUACGAGCUGGCGGUGGUGAAGCCCGAGUGGAGUAAGGUGGCCAAGGGGUUGGUGCCAGAUCCAAUCAUUCUCCAGGAUGCAAGCAUGUUGUACACUGCAAUAGGAAUCCUGGGAGCCACCGUCAUGCCUCAUAGUCUCUUUUUGCACUCCAGCAUUAUUCAGACUAGGGCGUACCCACGGACCAAGGAGGGCAAGAAGAUGGCUAUCAAGUAUGGUAGAUGGGACUCCAGCGUUUCGUUGAUGCUCGCUUUUUUUGUUAAUUCGUCGAUUCUCAUUCUGGCAGCUGCUGCCUUCUACUACGGUCCCAAUCCCAACCGAGAUGUAGCAAAUAUCACCGAUGCUUACGAACUGCUGGCUCCUGCGCUGGGAAGUCAAGCUGCCAAGAUAUUAUUCGGAGUUGGUCUGUUGGCAAGUGGGCAGAAUUCUACCAUCAUCGGUACCCUGGCCGGUCAGAUUGUGAUGGAGGGAUUUCUGAAGAUCCGGGUUAAGCCUUGGAUCAGAAGGUCCAUCACUCGAGGUAUUGCUGUCAUUCCUGCCACCAUCGUUGCUGCCGUCGGAGGCAACUCUGGAGCUGGAAGGCUUCUGGUUAUGAGCCAAGUGCUUCUCUCUCUGACUUUGUCGUUCGCGGUCAUUCCCUUGGUUCACUUCACGAGCUCGACAGCCAAAAUGGGACCCAGCUUCGUUAAUGGCUGGAUCGUCAAAGUGGUUGCUUGUCUAGUCGCCACUAUCAUCGCCGGACUUAAUAUUUUUCUGCUCUUUCAGAGCAUAAAGCAGAACGAGUUUGGGAGUUCUAGCGGGGUAUGAAAUCUUGACUGACAUGGACUUCUGCUCAGCUUCACGCAAAUGUCUGCAGGAACACUUGCAGUGUCCAUGUCCAGAAACUUAUGGCAGAAGCACGUACUGCUAUGGCAGACUUGGAAGUUGUGCUGCAACCCAUCUCAUUCUAGAGAACUGGAACUGCCAGUUGCAUGCGUAUAUAAAUGCAUGAGCUGAAUCACUUAGAGAAAGAUGGAUCGAGGUAAAUGCGGAUGCGGAGAACAAGACAAUUCACAUGGUAGGUUGUGAUUGAUGAACCUUUUCCCCAUUGUCCUUCUUCCACAAGAAGAUAAUAAAAUUUAUUUUCAGAGGUUUAGUAUGGGUUUGUCGACAGGGUAUAAAGCUUUCACGAGGUAAGUGGGAGCUUCCUCUGAACUGGAAUAAAAGACCAUUACGGAAUAGUAAUCUUAGACUGUUGUAU